Messenger RNA from Fusarium poae, 567 nucleotides. RefSeq lists its product as uncharacterized. Gene Ontology annotation, molecular function: ubiquitin conjugating enzyme binding; ubiquitin protein ligase activity; zinc ion binding. The transcript is spliced from 5 exons. The coding region runs from base 1 to 567 and encodes 188 amino acids. The record is from RefSeq and is a predicted model, not a curated record. Lineage: Eukaryota; Fungi; Ascomycota; Sordariomycetes; Hypocreales; Nectriaceae. Gene Ontology annotation, biological process: positive regulation of proteasomal ubiquitin-dependent protein catabolic process; ubiquitin-dependent protein catabolic process; protein polyubiquitination. Gene Ontology annotation, cellular component: ubiquitin ligase complex; cytoplasm.
AUGAAUGACACCAGAGGUAUCCCAAGGCUCAGAAGGUCUGCGCGGGUUCUAGGCAAGCGACCCAGAACAGACUUCGAAGAUGACGGUAUUCCGGCACCUUCUUCUCCAAGUAAAUCGCAUAAUGGACCUUGCGGUAAACUUGAAGAAGAAGAUUUGCAGAGUGUGCUUGAGCUGGCUGAGCGCACGGGAUGGAAGCGUUGUGGCAAGUGCGGACAUCUUAUUGAGAAGAGCGUUGGCUGCAAUCACAUGAUUUGUCUCUGUGGCAAUGAUUUCUGCUACAACUGUGGCAAGAACACGAUUAUAGCCGCACAGAUGGCCGAAGACACGGGCGAAGAGAUGGACGAUGAAAUGAUCGAAGAGAUGAUGGCUGAAGAGGUAAUGGUUGAUCUGGUUGCAGAGAGGAUGGAUGAGCGAGACUGGGACGAGCGGCCUUGCAACCACCGAUGGAACAGACUCCUCGAGCCGUCGAAUUGUCAAGAAUGUGGCAAGACAGUACAGGGCUACAACAUUUUUGUAUGCCGCGCAUGUGAACUCGUUGCUUGCCUCGCAUGCCGUCAGGAACAUUAG